CUCUCCCCCCCCCCCACCUCUGGCGGGCUUUGCUCUGGCCGACCCCGAGCGCAGAGCACCCCCCGAAUGCAGCAUGGCCCUCGAGUAUAUAAACCGGCGCCUGCUGGCCCUGAGCGCCAGCCCUUCCGGUCCCAGCCAUCCAUCCUAUGACAGCUCUCCCAGAUAGCUAAGGCGUUGGCAAAGCAAGAUGCAGAUCUUCGUCAAGACCCUCACCGGCAAGACCAUCACCCUCGAGGUCGAGCCCUCUGACUCCAUCGAUGCCGUCAAGGCUAAGAUUCAGGACAAGGAGGGUAUCCCCCCUGAUCAGCAGCGCCUGAUUUUCGCCGGCAAGCAGCUCGAGGACGGCCGUACCCUCUCGGACUACAACAUCCAGAAGGACUCCACCCUCCACCUUGUCCUCCGCCUGCGUGGUGGUGCCAAGAAGCGCAAGCGCAAGACCUACACCACCCCCAAGAAGAUCAAGAAGACCCCCAAGAAGGUCAAGCUUGCCGUCCUCAAGUACUACAAGGUUGAGGGUGGUGCCGUCACCCGCCUCAACCGCGAGUGCGAGUCCCCCACUUGCGGUGCUGGUGUCUUCAUGGCCAACCACAAGAAGCAGAACCGCAUCUACUGCGGCAAGUGCGGUCUCACCCUCAUCGCCAACAAGAAGUAAGUGCCCCCUCCUUCCCCCCCCGGUGGAGAUACUUCCUUCCUUGAGCGAGAGAGGCGUGUGCCUUCACUCUCCUGCCUUGCGCACGUGCAUUGAGUGGCUCUCCCUCUCUCCCCCCCACUGCCACACAAUGCUCGAGUCCCUUUCCCUUGUCCUGCCCCCGUGCGCAUCUCCCCCUCUUCCGCGCGCCCCCUCCCCCCUCCUUCGGGAGAGACGCAGAGGGAGUGAGCAUGCGUGCGUGCCGGUUGCCGUCCAAUAAAUUGGCUCGUUGUGUGCAGGCGCACUGGCCUCCCUUUCCCCUUUCCAGGGGCCGGGGGGGACUGGGCCGCCUGCACGCGCGUGCGUUUGACAAACA
Fonticula alba is the source of this 1004-nucleotide messenger RNA. RefSeq names its product ubiquitin-40S ribosomal protein S27a. The record is from RefSeq and is a predicted model, not a curated record. The transcript has 2 exons. Gene Ontology annotation, cellular component: cytoplasm; nucleus; ribosome. NCBI's taxonomy places the organism in Eukaryota, Rotosphaerida, Fonticulaceae. Gene Ontology annotation, biological process: modification-dependent protein catabolic process; protein ubiquitination; translation. The coding region runs from base 188 to 652 and encodes 154 amino acids. Gene Ontology annotation, molecular function: protein tag activity; ubiquitin protein ligase binding; structural constituent of ribosome.